CCAUUCAUCGUUACUUGUUCAUCUUUUUCCAAACCCUAAAUCGCUCUUCCAAAAGUUCUUACGAUUCUCUCUUUCAAGAUGCAAAUUUUCGUGAAAACACUCACUGGCAAGACCAUUACUCUCGAGGUUGAGAGCUCUGACACCAUUGACAAUGUUAAGGCAAAGAUUCAGGAUAAGGAAGGUAUUCCUCCGGACCAGCAGAGAUUGAUCUUCGCUGGUAAACAGCUGGAGGAUGGUCGUACCUUGGCCGAUUACAAUAUCCAGAAGGAAUCAACGCUACAUUUGGUUCUCAGGUUAAGAGGUGGUAUGCAGAUUUUUGUGAAGACGUUGACUGGAAAAACCAUCACUUUGGAGGUUGAAAGUUCAGAUACUAUUGAUAAUGUUAAAGCUAAGAUUCAGGAUAAGGAAGGAAUCCCUCCGGAUCAGCAGAGGCUUAUCUUUGCUGGUAAGCAGCUUGAAGACGGUCGCACACUCGCUGAUUACAAUAUCCAGAAAGAGUCUACCCUCCAUUUGGUGCUUCGUCUCAGAGGUGGUAUGCAGAUUUUUGUGAAGACCCUCACUGGAAAGACCAUUACUUUGGAGGUUGAGAGCUCAGACACUAUCGAUAAUGUUAAAGCUAAGAUCCAGGACAAGGAAGGGAUCCCACCAGACCAACAGAGACUCAUCUUCGCUGGGAAACAGCUUGAGGAUGGUCGGACUUUGGCUGAUUACAACAUCCAGAAGGAAUCUACCCUUCACCUUGUGUUGCGUCUUCGUGGUGGUAUGCAAAUAUUUGUGAAAACUUUGACAGGCAAGACCAUAACGUUGGAGGUUGAGAGCUCAGACACAAUCGAUAACGUCAAGGCUAAGAUUCAGGACAAGGAGGGAAUCCCACCAGACCAACAGAGGCUCAUCUUCGCUGGUAAACAGCUCGAGGAUGGUCGGACUUUGGCUGACUACAACAUCCAGAAGGAAUCUACCCUUCACCUUGUGUUGCGUCUUCGUGGUGGUAUGCAAAUAUUUGUGAAAACUUUGACAGGCAAGACCAUUACGUUGGAGGUUGAGAGCUCAGACACAAUCGAUAACGUCAAGGCUAAGAUUCAGGACAAGGAGGGGAUCCCACCAGACCAACAGAGACUCAUCUUCGCUGGUAAACAGCUCGAGGAUGGUCGGACUUUAGCUGAUUACAACAUCCAGAAGGAGUCGACUCUUCACUUGGUUCUUCGUCUUCGUGGUGGAAGCUUCUGAGCUUUGUGAUCUGUGGUCAAAACUGGUGUUGUUCGAUUGAGCCUCGUGCACUUGUGUGGUGAUGUCUGCAAAAGAAGAAGACUUUCUCUAUCGUAUGGAAUGUUAGAUGUUUCAUUUACUGUUUUCCUUAUGUUCUUUUUGUUGUGAACCUUUCGGUUGGGCUUUUAAUGGGCCUUUAUGUUUCAAAUUUCAAUAAUAAUCCAAGUGCACUUUA
Molecule: messenger RNA, 1441 nt
Organism: Arabidopsis arenosa
Lineage: Eukaryota; Viridiplantae; Streptophyta; Magnoliopsida; Brassicales; Brassicaceae
Source: the annotation of a GenBank genome assembly